Westerdykella ornata is the source of this 2090-nucleotide messenger RNA. Its product is annotated as serine/threonine-protein phosphatase PP-Z. The transcript has 2 exons. Gene Ontology annotation, cellular component: nucleus; cytoplasm. The coding region runs from base 337 to 1887 and encodes 516 amino acids. Lineage: Eukaryota; Fungi; Ascomycota; Dothideomycetes; Pleosporales; Sporormiaceae. Gene Ontology annotation, molecular function: protein serine/threonine phosphatase activity. The record is from RefSeq and is a predicted model, not a curated record.
ACCCUCCAUCUCUCCUCUCUGCUCAGUCGGCGGCCUUCCAACGACUUCGCCGCCGCACCCACAGAGGCUCGUUUCCUCGCCUUCCUGUCCCGACUCUACCGCCCUCCCUAACCAACCUGGUUUCAGUCUGAACCCGUACAUAUACUCUUCCAAGACGUGGGCGUCAUAGCUUCUGCCGCUACUGUAUUGGAGAAGGAGAAGGAGCACUGACGACAUUGCUCCUGCGCACCUGCAUCAAACCCGCCACCUCCUCCCUCUACGGUUCCGUGUCCAUUUACCAAGUACACCACCAUCGAAAGCCCACGAUACCACUCCAGCGGCCCAUAAGAUCGCAUUAUGGGCAAUCAGCCCUCUAGCACCAAGAAAGAUAAGGGAGACAAGACUGGGUCCAUUGUCGAUGGCGUCGCCCUAGAGCGUGAGCAAUAUCGCUCAUUCGACAGGUCCGACACCCGUGAAUCCAUCAAGUCGUUUCGCAAUUCCGUCAGGUCCAAAAUCCCGGGCUCGGCCAAGGUUGACAGCCCCAGGAACUCCAUCGCCAAUCUUGAUGAUGCCAGAUCGGAUGCUGGCUCCACCAAGUCUAGAUCUCGACGUGGAUCGACCGCCUCGACACAGUUGGCUGCGAUCGAGGCAACGGUGAAAGAGGAUGCCUUGGCCCAGCCUUUGCUACCGCCUCCCUCGCCAGUCCAUGGUGCUCUUGGGUCUGGCCAUGAUCAGGUUGACGUAGCGAAACGAACGGGGGAGGUCGACCAUGUCUCGGAUGCGCCUCCGACCAACUUUCCGCCUCAUUCGAGUACGCAACAAGCAGGCGAUUCCAUUUUGAGGAAGAAAGAUCAGGAUAUACCACUGACACCUCAACCGAUUACCUCCAACGAGGGGUCGGGUUCACCUGUGGAGACCAGCGCGCUGAAGCCCGCCGAUCUGGACGACUUCAUUCAGAGAUUGCUGGAUGCUGCCUAUACCGGAAAAGUCACAAAGACGGUUUGUCUCAAGAACGCUGAGAUUUUCGCGAUCAACGCUGCCAUUCGCGAAGUGUUCCUCAGCCAACCGUCGCUUCUAGAGCUUGCGGCUCCCGUGAAGAUCGUUGGUGAUGUCCAUGGGCAAUAUACUGAUCUUAUCCGCAUGUUCGAAAUGUGUGGAUUCCCACCUAACUCGAACUAUCUUUUCCUGGGCGAUUACGUUGACCGUGGGAAACAAAGCUUGGAAACGAUUCUUCUGCUUUUCUGCUACAAGUUGAAGUUUCCCGAAAACUUCUUCCUUUUGCGAGGCAAUCAUGAGUGCGCCAAUGUCACCCGCGUCUACGGCUUUUAUGAUGAAUGUAAGAGAAGGUGCAAUAUCAAAGUGUGGAAGUCUUUUGUGGACACUUUCAAUACCCUCCCUGUAGCCGCCAUUGUCGCAGAGAAGAUUUUCUGCGUUCACGGCGGCCUUUCUCCGAGUCUUACGCACAUGGACGACAUUCGAAGGAUUGCCCGACCAACUGAUGUUCCUGAUUUCGGUUUACUGAACGACUUGUUGUGGAGCGACCCGGCCGAUCAAGAAGCUGACUGGGAAUCCAACGAACGUGGUGUCAGCUAUUGUUUUGGCAAGAACGUGAUUCAACAAUUUCUGCAUCGCAACGACUUCGACUUGGUGUGCAGAGCGCACAUGGUUGUCGAAGAUGGGUACGAGUUUUUCACCGAUCGAUUACUCGUUACCGUUUUUUCUGCUCCGAAUUACUGCGGGGAGUUUGACAACUGGGGUGCAGUAAUGUCCGUCUCUGCGGAGCUCCUCUGCAGCUUUGAACUUCUCAAACCCUUGGAUUCGACUCAGCUCAAGAGUCACAUCAAGAAGAGCAGGAACAAGCGCCAUAGCAUCCUCAACUCACCAGUAAGUCCUCUUGAACCCGGCUAACAAGCAACGCGCUCUAGGGCCAUUUUUUGCGAUAUGGAACAUACUGACAUAUAUGUCAGCCUGCCAGUCAAUUCCCUCAGAGUUACUAAUACGUCAGGGCCAUGACAGGGCAAACGCCGGUUUGCCUCUGCAGCGCCUGGCGCGACUCCUAGGCUUCCCCGUCAAACCCAUCAAACUCAGGAGAAUCGCUAUAUCCGCUUACU